Cordyceps militaris CM01 is the source of this 1044-nucleotide messenger RNA. RefSeq lists its product as uncharacterized. Bases 1 to 1044 code for a protein of 347 amino acids. NCBI's taxonomy places the organism in Eukaryota, Fungi, Ascomycota, Sordariomycetes, Hypocreales, Cordycipitaceae. The transcript has 2 exons. The record is from RefSeq and is a predicted model, not a curated record.
AUGUCCUGCGGUGCCUCUAGCGUGUCUCCCGCUAACUUGACCGAAGCCGACAAGCUACAACGCGCGGCCAUUGAGCGAAUCCAGUUUGACAAGCUUAGCAAAAUUGUUAAGUCGCUGAGGAGAAUCGAAGUGCCGACUAUAGCAAAAGAUGCGCUUAGCGACUUGUCCAUUACUCUGGGUAGGCCGCUCGACGUGGACGGGAGUCUAAGCUCCCUAUCGGAUACUGCCAGCACUUUUUUCUUGCCUUGCGACUGGCCCCACGAUGUGCUAGAGUACAAAACAUGGUCACAGAGAAGUUUCUGGCGCAAUAUGGAACACGUCAUCUUGGAUUCAGCGAUCAAUCUACAGAUUCCCGACAUCCGGAGCCGGUGGUUUGAAGAAUGUCUACUGAGGUUAUCUGACCUCGUACCAGAUCUUUGGAACUCUUGGUGCAAUCUUGAUUGCAUUUGGGAAGAACUACGGCUGCAUCUGCCCCUACGCCUCUUCUACCGGCCUCGUCAUACUGCCAUAUAUCACGAGUCCUAUAGUAGGUGGGUUAUGCUCACGCAUGAGGAACUAGAUAUGCCUCAUGCCUCCUGCUUCGUCCUUGACUCGGGAACUCCAGACGAGAACGCCAUCCUACUCUCAGAGGCCGAAGCGGCGGCUGCCUUAGUUAAGCACCAGCUCCGGAACGGCAUCUAUACAAGCCACCAUACGAAACCCGUCCUUCUCGCGACAGUUAUGCGAAAUCAGACCGGCCGCAUUACACAGGCCCAUUUUGACGGCAAGCAGAACAAGCUCGUCCUACGCCAGUCGCGGACUAUGGACCUCUCAGGCGAGAAACCUAGCAGCGACGCGUGGACAAUGCUGCGCUGGAUUGCCAGUCAACCAGUUGGCCAGACCCGCUACGAAAUAGGAGAUACUGAGGAGGGUGCCUGUGGCAAUAAUAACCCAGCCCAUGAUGUCUCAUUUACACCGAAGUAUCUUCAGAACCAAGAUCCCCGCCAGCGCGAGGCACUGGUUCCAGAAGUUGGAACAGGAAGCGGAUAUCCAUCCAGAUGUUAA